Messenger RNA from Miniopterus natalensis, 1170 nucleotides. Its product is annotated as melanoma-associated antigen B4-like. Gene Ontology annotation, biological process: negative regulation of transcription by RNA polymerase II. NCBI's taxonomy places the organism in Eukaryota, Metazoa, Chordata, Mammalia, Chiroptera, Miniopteridae. The record is from RefSeq and is a predicted model, not a curated record. Gene Ontology annotation, cellular component: nucleus.
AUGAGUUGCACUCACUUCUUCCGGGGCCAUCUCUGGGAGGUGACAGAUCAUGUUAAAGAAGGCAAGACACAGCUCAGGUGCCCAAACCAGCUGUCCAUUGGCCCACAUUCCUGUCUGCUGUUCCGAACAACAGCCAUCAUGCCUCGUGGUCAGAAGAGUAAGCUCCGUGCUCGUGACAAACGCCGCCAAAAUAAAGCUGAGAACCAAGGUGAUGAGAGUGCUCAGGCCCCUAGAGGAGAGGAAGGAGAGGCUGCUUGCUCCUCCUCUUCUCUUUUGGGGGAGCCUCCCUCAAGCUUCACUGCUGCUGGCACUCUCCAGGCACGGCCAAGUGCCCCAGCAACCACCGGUGCCGCUGCAGGUGCAUCAUGUGAGAGAUCUGCUGUAAAAGCCAAAGGCCAUGGUAGGAAGAGUAAAAAUUCCUCCCAGGCCUCAACUUCCACUGAGAGCUCUGGCCAAGAUCUUCUCACUCAGAAGGCGAUUAUGUUGAUAGAGUACCUGCUGUGUCAGUAUAAAAGGAAGGAGCCCAUUAGAAAGGGAGACAUGCUGAAGAUAGUCCACAAAUGGUUCAGGAAGGACUUCCCUGAGAUCCUCAGGAGAGCCUCUGAGCGCAUGGAUCAGUUCUUUGGCCUAGAAGUGAAAGAAGUCAAGCCUAACAGUAACUACUACACCCUGAUCAGCAGUCAAGGUGACAGCAGUGUUGGGCAUCAGAGCAGCGGCUUCAAAUUUCCUAACAAAGGGAUUCUUAUGCCUGUCCUGGGUGUGAUCCUCUUGAAUAGCAACCGUGCAUCUGAGGAGGAGAUCUGGGAAUUUCUGAAUGAUUUGGGCAUCUUUGAUGGAAAGAGUCACUUCAUGUUUGGAGAGCCUAGAAAAGUCAUCACCCAAGAUUUGGUGCAGGAAAAAUACCUGGUGUACCAGCAGGUACCCAGCAGUGAUCCUCCACGCUAUGAGUUCCUUUGGGGUCCAAGAGCCGAAGCUGAGACCAGCAAGAUGAAAGUCCUGGAAUUUAUGGCCGAGCUCAAUGAUACUGUCCCCUCUGCCUACACACCCCAUUAUGAAGAGGCUUUGAAAGAAGAGGAAGAGAGAGCACAAGCUGCAGCCAGGCCUGGCAUUCCUUCCAAGGCCAGUGGGCCCUCCAGGCCCACAUUCAGCAGUUCUCCUCACCCUCAGUGA